GUAGAGAGCUAGCGCCUGGCAGUGAGUUUCAAUACGCCGUGAAAAGAGGAGGUUGGAAUUUCUCGGUCUUGCAUACUUCAAGCAAAGCAGAUUUCAUUCGCAUGAAAUUACCACAUAUCGAGAGAGCUGACUGACAAGAGUCACGUAUGAAUACAACACAGACGUCGCCUGACCUUUACGUUCGAGCUGGAAGGUGGGAGACGCGUAGGCAGGCAGGGCAGGGCAAGACAACACACAAGACGCGUGGGAUGGUGGAUUGAAGGUCGUGCUCUUAAGAAGAUAUGCGGUUUUAUGACGGUGUGAGUGUGCAGUGGUCAGGAUGGGUGCGGGGCUUGGGCGCAGCGCGGCGGUUGCUGGUGAGGAGCGAGAGGCGUUGGCUUGGAGACGGCAGUGCUGGCGGAAUGUAGGAAUGGGGGAACACAAGUGCGUCGUGAGCUACUGCUGCUGUGGAUGUAGCCUCAGGAGUGGAUCGCUGGCCAUUGGCAUUGUUGUCUUGAUCCUUUCCCUGCUGAACGCCAUCUACAACAUCAUUGCGGCCAUCAGAACUGGUGUUACCGUUGGAUGGAUCGGCUUCGCCACUAACCUUUUCGUCGUCAUCGUAUCAUGCAUCCUCAUCAUGGGAAUCCGUCAGGAGCGACGUGGCUUUGUCAUGACCUGGGUGAUUACAAUGGUGGUGAUCAUCAUCAUCAACAUCAUCACCUCUAUCAUCGCCCUGGUCACCACCUUCAGCCUCGUGGCCGGCCUCAUCGUUCUGGUGGUCAUGGGUGUUUUCAUAUAUUUGGUGGUGGUGGUUCGUUCAUACGCCCUGACGCUUGGCUCCAGCGCUGGCGUGGCCGAAACCAGAACGACCACACUCCCGCAGCCCGAGGCGAUUCCGGUGGGAGGGAAUGGCUGCACUACCUCGACCUGUGCCUCGUGAUUGCAGUGCCUACCUUACUAGGAAUACACAAAAAUCAAAACGUUACAUUAAUACCUUCACUGCUUUUUCGAUGAAGUAGUCAGUAAAGAGUUUAUCAAGACUUAAUAUAUUUUUGCUAUUUUUUCGACCCAAGUUUUUUGUCUUAACACUAUAACUAUUGUGAAUGCUUCGUGUACACACACACACACACACAUCACACACACAUCACACACACACACACACACACACACAUACACACACACACACACACACACACACACACACACACACAUUAUGCAACACGAUUCAGUCGCCCAAAUAGUAACAACUGACAAAAGAUGUACAAUGCGCUAAUGUGAUAGUAAGUGUUUACAAAGCGUAAGUCGAGACCUCCCUGAAAGUAACACCAGUAUUACUACUGCCAACCGAUGCUCGAGGCUGCCAGAGAAGGGAUGAACAUUAUAUUACCAAAAGGCCAUAGAUAGUCAGGGUGAGCAGAGCAGAUGUCGGUAUUCAUGUGCUCCUUGACACCCGCAGCAAUGGCAGGUGUUGCCUUACUCCAACCUCCGUCACAUCUGACCGUCUACAACACUAAAGUAAAUAAACUAAGUGACAUUUCUGUUUGAUGUUAAGUAAUGUGUAACCAUAUCUGUACCUUUCGUAAAGUUUAGCUUGAAGCCAAAUCUUACUGUAUUCCUUUAGCUAUGAGAGUUCAAACAAUAUUUCGUUUAUUGACCCAGUUGUUGGGCAGCAAAAUAUCCGUGCUUGUAUUAUUGUAGUCAGGCUCAUUAUAUAGCAGCCGGUGUGUUCAAUAGUGUGUAAGACGAGCACUAAUACGUGUUUGUGUUCUUCAUAAGCCGCUGUUGUGUCAUGAGAAACAAUCUUAGCUUUGUUAUGAAGUAUAUUCCAUUUUUGCAUUUUCCUAUCAGCUGCAGAAGGACCAAACAACGCAAGGUGCCGUGCGUGCUUAAUGUUCUCGAUGUGAGCCACACGUCUCAGACUUUCAUUUGUUUUGCCUGACAGUUACUGGGGCCCUGACUGUAUUCCUAUUGCUCUAUGUAUGUCAACCGCUGGUGAUUACAGUUUUUCCUCUACUACAGUAUACGCAACUCUCAUUUAAAAAAAAAUCAAAUAAAUAAAUAAAUGUAACGUUCAUUAUAAUGUGUGCUCUGAGUUUUGAAGUAAAAUGACGAUGAAGGGUCAGCUGCAAUAGGAAUACUAACGGCAUACCUUCGUGAUUACUGCCCAAAGCAGCAACUGUUGAACUGUGUCGUCACAUUAUUAACUUGAAAUAAGGAUUCCUGCCCUCCCAUCCCUCGUAUUAGUUUACGUUUAUAAUAAAGAACUUUGAUAGAAAUCACCAUAAAUUUGAGGAGCUUAAAGAUUUAAUGAAAGGAAUCAUGUACUGUUAAUUUUUUGCAAGUUUUCAACUUAGUGUUUAUGUAAUUUGCUAUAUUUGCUAUGAUAUUUUCUCAAUAAAACUAUGAAAUCACUUUUA
Messenger RNA from Scylla paramamosain (green mud crab), 2396 nucleotides. RefSeq lists its product as uncharacterized. Bases 320 to 919 code for a protein of 199 amino acids. The record is from RefSeq and is a predicted model, not a curated record. The transcript is spliced from 8 exons. NCBI's taxonomy places the organism in Eukaryota, Metazoa, Arthropoda, Malacostraca, Decapoda, Portunidae.